ACAGAUGAGAUGGAUGAUGAUGGAGCUCGUCCACUGGCUGAGUCUCUGCUCCUGGCCAUGGCCGACCUGCUCUUCUGUCCUGACUUCACUGUGAACAGCCACCGGAGAGGACCUGACUCUGUGGAGGACAUGCAGACCAUAGACAGCUGUGAGUAUAUCUGGGAGGCAGGGGUGGGGUUCGCCCAGUCCCCCCCACUCAACUACAUCCACGACCUCAACAGGACGGAGCUGCUGAGGUUGCUGCUAACCUGUUUCUCUGAGGCCAUGUACCUCCCUCCCUCCUCAGACAACACCAUCCUCAACCCCUGGGUCAGCUUCUUCUGCUCCACAGAAAACAGGCAUGCCCUGCCUCUCUUCACCUCCCUGGUAAACGUGGUGUGUGCCUACGACCCGGUGGGCUAUGGCAUCCCUUACAAUCACCUGCUCUUCUCCGACUACCGGGAGCAGCUGGUGGAGCAGGCCGUGCAGAUCCUCAUCGUCACCCUGGAGCACGAUGGAGGAGGGCUGGCCCACCGACCCCCCUCUCCCUCCAGCAUGGAGGACCAGGAUUCUGUGGGCCCUGACAACCUGUUUGUAAACUACCUUUCAAGAAUUCACAGGGAAGAGGACUAUGACUUUGUGUUGAAGGGACUGGCUCGCCUGUUGGUAAACCCACUGAUGCAGACCUACCUGCCCAACUCCACCAAGAAGAUCCAGUUCCACCAGGAGCUGCUGGUGCUCUUCUGGAAGCUCUGUGACUUCAAUAAG
Oncorhynchus masou masou (cherry salmon) is the source of this 747-nucleotide messenger RNA. RefSeq names its product protein HID1-like. The annotation marks the transcript as partial. The record is from RefSeq and is a predicted model, not a curated record. The transcript is spliced from 6 exons. NCBI's taxonomy places the organism in Eukaryota, Metazoa, Chordata, Actinopteri, Salmoniformes, Salmonidae. Gene Ontology annotation, cellular component: membrane; Golgi trans cisterna; Golgi medial cisterna.